Pongo pygmaeus (Bornean orangutan) is the source of this 1739-nucleotide messenger RNA. It is a transcript of the gene BBC3, whose product is annotated as BCL2 binding component 3. Gene Ontology annotation, cellular component: mitochondrion. The transcript has 4 exons. The record is from RefSeq and is a predicted model, not a curated record. Gene Ontology annotation, biological process: positive regulation of release of cytochrome c from mitochondria; intrinsic apoptotic signaling pathway in response to endoplasmic reticulum stress; positive regulation of apoptotic process. Lineage: Eukaryota; Metazoa; Chordata; Mammalia; Primates; Hominidae. Bases 182 to 763 code for a protein of 193 amino acids.
AGAGGGAGGAAAACUGAGGAGUUCCCAAUGUUUCAAAUGGGGAGAUUUCAUGUGAGAUAUAGAUUACGUGUAUCUCUUGGGGGAGCUAAGAGUGUGUACUUGGAGGCAGUCAAGUUUGAGAAGUCUGACAUCUUUACUCAGCCAGCCCCACGCUAGGCACUGGAAGGCCCCAGGGAGCGCCAUGGCCCGCGCACGGCAGGAGGGCAGCUCCCCGGAGCCCGUAGAGGGCCUGGCCCGCGACGGCCCGCGCCCCUUCCCGCUCGGCCGCCUGGUGCCCUCGGCAGUGUCCUGCGGCCUCUGCGAGCCCGGCCUGGCCGCCGCCCCCGCCGCCCCCGCCCUGCUGCCCGCUGCCUACCUCUGCGCCCCCACCGCCCCACCCGCCGUCACCGCCGCCCUGGGGGGCCCCCGCUGGCCUGGGGGUCCCCGCAGCCGGCCCCGAGGCCCGCGCCCGGACGGUCCUCAGCCCUCGCUCUCGCUGGCGGAGCAGCACCUGGAGUCGCCCGUGCCCAGCGCCCCGGGGGCUCUGGCGGGCGGUCCCACCCAGGCGGCCCCGGGAGUCCGCGGGGAGGAGGAACAGUGGGCCCGGGAGAUCGGGGCCCAGCUGCGGCGGAUGGCGGACGACCUCAACGCGCAGUACGAGCGGCGGAGACAAGAGGAGCAGCAGCGGCACCGCCCCUCGCCCUGGAGGGUCCUGUACAAUCUCAUCAUGGGACUCCUGCCCUUACCCAGGGGCCACAGAGCCCCCGAGAUGGAGCCCAAUUAGGUGCCUGCACCCGCCCGGUGGACGUCAGGGACUCGGGGGGCAGGCCCCUCCCACCUCCUGACACCCUGGCCAGCGCGGGGGACUUUCUCUGCACCAUGUAGCAUACUGGACUCCCAGCCCUGCCUGUCCCGGGGGCGGGCCAGGGCAGCCACUCCAGCCCCAGCCCAGCCUGGGGUGCACUGACAGAGAUGUGGACUCCUGGGUCCCUGGCCAAGAAGCCAGGGGAGGGAGGGCUGAUGGACUCAGCAUCGGAAGGUGGCGGUGACCGAGGGGGUGGGGACUGAGCCGCCCGCCUCUGCCGCCCACCACCAUCUCAGGAAAGGCUGUUGUGCUGGUGCCCAUUCCAGCUGCAGGGGUGACACUGAGGGGGGGCUCUCCUCUCGGUGCUCCUUCACUCUGGGCCUGGCCUCAGGCCCCUGGUGCUUCCCCCCCUCCUCCUGGGAGGGGGCCCGUGAAGAGCAAAUGAGCCAAACGUGACCACUAGCCUCCUGGAGCCAGAGAGUGGGGCGCGUUUGCCGGUUGCUCCAGCCUGGCGCCCAGCCAUCUUCCCUGAGCCAGCCGGCGGGUGGUGGGCAUGCCUGCCUCACCUUCAUCGGGGGGUGGCCAGGAGGGGCCCAGACUGUGAAUCCUGUGCUCUGCCCGCGACCGCCCCCCGCCCCAUCAAUCCCAUUGCAUAGGUUUAGAGAGAGCACGUGUGACCACUGGCAUUCAUUUGGGGGGUGGGAGAUUUUGGCUGAAGCUGCCCCAGCCUUAGUCCCCAGGGCCAAGCGCUGGGGGGGAAGACGGGGAGUCAGGGAGGGGGGGAAAUCUCGGAAGAGGGAGGAGUCUGGGAGUGGGGAGGGAUGGCCCAGCCUGUAAGAUACUGUAUAUGCGCUGCUGUAGAUACCGGAAUGAAUUUUCUGUACAUGUUUGGUUAAUUUUUUUUGUACAUGAUUUUUGUAUGUUUCCUUUUCAAUAAAAUCAGAUUGGAACAGUG